Molecule: messenger RNA, 1542 nt
Organism: Anopheles maculipalpis
Lineage: Eukaryota; Metazoa; Arthropoda; Insecta; Diptera; Culicidae
Product: allantoinase
Exons: 3
Coding region: 13-1542 (509 amino acids)
Biological process (GO): purine nucleobase catabolic process; allantoin catabolic process
Cellular component (GO): cytoplasm
Molecular function (GO): cobalt ion binding; allantoinase activity; zinc ion binding
Source: RefSeq, a predicted model, not a curated record
UGCUGACUAGCGAUGGAAACCGUCUACACCAGCAAGCGAAUAUUUCUCAACAGUGGCAACCACUACCCGGCCGAGGUGUUCCCGGGCGGGAUCGUCGUGUCAGGCAUCGAUGGUAAGGUGACACGUGUGCUCAGCUCCUGGGCUGCUGUCGACCAUUACUUGAAGGACAAUGAAGGUGAUUUUGAGCAUUACGACUUUGGCGAUCUGCUGCUGAUGCCCGGUUUGAUAGAUACGCACGUCCACAUCAACGAACCGGGACGUACCGAAUGGGAAGGCUUCCAUACGGCAACGAAGGCGGCCGCUGCCGGCGGUUUUACGACGAUCUGUGACAUGCCGCUCAACUCCAUACCGCCGACGACGAGUGUGGCCAACCUGCGCACCAAGGUGAAGGCGGCAAGGAAGAAGAUUUUUGUGGACGUUGCGUUUUGGGGCGGCUUGGUGCCGGACAAUCAGUGCGAACUGCGCCGCAUGAUAGCGGCCGGUGUGAUCGGGUUCAAAUGCUUCCUUUGCCCGAGCGGUGUGGAGGAGUUUCCGCACGUAACGGAGGAGCAGGUGUGUGAGGCGGCACGCUUGAUCGAGGGAACUGGUGCAGUGUUGGCGUUUCACGCAGAAGUCGAGUGUCACCGUCCCCACACUGAUACCCAGAGUAACAUCAGCGAUCCCUUCAAGUAUCGCACCUUUCUCGAAUCUCGACCAGAUCGUAUGGAGCAGCAGGCGAUCGAGCUAGUGGCAAAAGUGGCCCAGCAGUACGACGUUCGGACUCACAUCGUACACCUGUCAUCCGCACAGGCACUACCAACAAUCCGGCAGGCCCGCGCCCAUGGUGGACGACUCACGGUCGAAACCUGCCAUCACUAUCUCUCACUCGCUGCCGAAGAUGUACCUGACGCGCGUACCGAAUUCAAGUGCUGUCCCCCGAUACGAGAUCGCACGAAUCAGGAGCAACUUUGGCGUGCCAUCCAAGCGGGAGAAAUCGAUCUCGUUGUGUCGGACCAUUCCCCCAGUACGCCGCAGAUGAAACUACUGACCGACGGCAAACAGCGUGGUAACUUCCUGGAAGCUUGGGGCGGUAUCUCUUCCCUGCAGCUAGGGUUACCACUGUUCUGGACACACUGUCAACGGUACGGGCUGACGCUCGAGGAUACGGUCCGUUUGCUCUGUACCGAGCCGGCCCGUUUGAGCGGGCUGGAGCAACGCAAGAGUCGUCUCGAGCCAGGUUACGAUGGGGAUAUCUGCGUGUGGGACCCGGAGGCCACCUUUACCGUUACGGAGGACAUGAUCGAGUUCCAGCAUAAGGCGACACCGUACCUGAAACGUACGCUGCACGGUGUCGUGCACGCGACAGUACUUCGCGGUACGAUCAUCUACCAUCGGUCUGAGGUACCGGCAUUUGGUCCACCGUUGGGCAAUAUUCUUCUCGCUAGCCGGGACAAGCUUGCCAGUGACAACGCGGAAGAUAGCAACACUGAUAGCUUCAAACGACACACGGUAAAUACAUCUUCGGAAGAGGAGGUUGAGCUUGAGGACGUUGUAGAUUUGUAA